AUGAUGCAAUUCCAUGUGGUAACUGUGACGUGCUUACUUUUGCAUAGUGUAGCAUUUGCAGCUCCGCCGAAAGUCAUCAAGAGUAACGCGCUGGAUGAUAAUCAGGUCAAACCACCGGAAGAAACCUCGGUGCGUGUGGAGAAAAAUAAUGAAGCAAAAUCAGAUAACGUGGAGAAGCCAGUGUACCAAAAAGAACCUCAGCCGUUACCGAAGCACGAUACUCCGAAAGAAUCUCAGGAGAAGAAACCAGAGUUCGAUGUGAACGUUGGGUCGAGAAGCUUGGCGAGCCUUCCUGCGUGUCGCCCUGAAAUUGAGAGGCUUUGUCAUCAAGCACCAGAAAGCCUCAACAACAUAAACGUCUUGGAGUGCUUCCAAAAUGUUGUAAGAAAUGGGCAAAUGAACCUUCGCUUCCGGGUUCAGCCUCCGCUUGACUCGCUUAAGAAGCAAUUUAAGGCCCAAUUGACUGUGAACGAUUUCCUCUUUUUGGGUACUCUGCAUCCACAGCAAAACAUCAACGAAGUUCUGAAUCCAGAUUGUCUUCACGAAGCAUGGCGAGUAAAGAAGAAUUUCACGCAAAGCGACACUUUCGUCAAGGCAGCGGAUUCUUUGUGCGGUGAAGCCUUCUCCAAGCUACCUUGCGACAUGGUUCGGAACUCCAUCAAAGGAGAAUUCCUCGCCUGCGUGAUCGAGCAUCGGGAAGCGAUAGAAAACCCUCAGUGCAAACAAUUCCUCGUCAAACUCGAAACCCUGAUUUUCUCAGAUUACCACUUGAUCUCUGGCUUUGCCACGAAAUGCGACGCGUCCAUCAAUGAAUUGAAAUGCGGUCGGUUGGUUCCGGAGACGCCGACUUUGAGUCACGGAGUCGUCAUUCAGUGUCUGAUGGAGCAUUAUGAACAGAUCAAGAGUCGGGAUUGUUUGGACGAGCUGUUGCGUGUCGGUGAACUGCAAGGGCAGGAUUAUCACAUGGAUCGUGAGCUGUUUUUUGCUUGUCGACGAGACGCGGAUACCUUGUGCCAUGGAGUGCCAUCUGGCGACGGGAAGAUCUACUCGUGUUUGUUGCAUAUGCGGGGCAAUGAGCGAAUGAGUCCCGAGUGUAAUAAACAAUUAGAAAGGCGGGAGAAGCUGGUCCAGCAGCACUACGAAGUGAGUCAAGGCCUCGCCAAAACCUGCCACGACGACAUCAAGCACUACAAGUGCCGAGAAAACACGUCUUCAAAGCGCGAAAUUCGACUCGCUCAAAUCCUGCUGUGUCUCGAAGGCGCCAUGGCGGACGGGAAUCCGGUUGCCGCCGAAUGCCAAGCUGAAAUUCUCGAACACAGGCGAAUGUUGUUGGAGCCCAGGGGAUUGUCUCCGGAAAUUUUGGUUGCUUGCGAAGAAGAAUUGGUGCAAACGUGCUCGAGGAGUGAGAUGUACAAGCGAAUCCCGAGGUUGGAGUGUCUCAUGGACUUGGCUGUGCGUUCGAAAAGGAGCGAGAAGCCUCUGAUCUCUGACAAUUGUCUGCGACAAGUGGAAUCAGUGCUGAAAGUUGCCGACGCGGGAGAAGAUUGGCGAGUGGACCCAUUCCUCCGGGAAUCCUGCCAACCCGUUGUGAACCAAGCGUGCCAGGGGAUCCAACCCGGCGAAGGCCGGGUUCUCCAGUGUCUCAUGCAGCACCUGGGCACACAGGUCAUGACCUCAGACUGCGAAGAAUCCCUGCUGCGUCUCAUGUACUUCGUGGCCCGGGAUUUCGAGCUGGAUCCGUUGUUGUAUCGGAGUUGCAAGCGAGAUGCACGAGAUCAUUGCAGUGCCAAGGAGAAGUGGGGAGGGGAGCCGGGUUCUUAUGACCCCGAACGAGGAUUGGUUGUGUUGUCGUGUUUGUAUCAUUUGGCGUUGCAUCCCGAGGAUAAUUUGCGAUUGGAGCCCAAGUGUGAGAGUGACGUGAGACGAGUGAUGCGGUUGCGUGGGAAGCGAGUCGAUUUGCAUCCCGAGAUUGAAGAGGAUUGCUUGUACGAAUUGGCGAAUAUGUGUUCGCAGAAUGUGCAGCCCGGGCAAGAGAUUCUCUGCUUGCAAGAGAAAAUGUCUGAGUUGUCCGCGAAAUGCAAGUCCAAGAUCGUGGACCUGACAGUGGACGAAGACCGACACGCAGAAGACAAUCCUUACGUGAUGGAGCAUUGCUUGAAGGCCGCCAACGAGUUUUGCCACGAGUUCGUCAAGGGCGACGCGGAAGAAGAAGACCUUUUCGAAUGCCUCGUGGAACACAAGUCCCGAAUCGCGGAACGAAACCCGAAGUGCUACGCUGCCAUCACUCACUUCCAACUCAUCACCCUGGAAGACGUUCGUUUCUCGCGAAAAUUCGAAAAGGCCUGCGGGGACGACAUUAAGAAUUUCUGCUACGAUGCGAGCUCGAAAACCGGCGCGAAAACCACAGAGCAAAUCAUCGAGUGUCUGAGUGAAGUUGCGUUGGAAGAAGCCCUAACUGAUCAUCCCAUGGACAAGAAUGAGUUAUUAUCGCCCAAGUGCAAACGACAGCUCAUGAACCAGUUGCGAAACGAGGAAGAAAACGUGAAGCUGAAUCCCCGGUUGAAAGCCUCGUGCGAAUCCGACGUGUUGCAACUUUGCCCGCACGUGGAAGAAGGCGGUGGACGGAUUCUCGAAUGCCUCAAGGAUCAUUUCCCGGAUUUGAGCAGCAAGUGCAAAAACUUUUUGUUCCAAUCCGACGCGUUGGCGGUUCGUGAAGACCGAGUGGACUUUGCGUUGACUGACAAGUGUCAGAGCAUGAUCGUGAAGUUUGGGUGUUCGAAACGACCGCUGGAGUGUUUGAAGAAGGUGAUGGAUGGAGGGGACUUUGACGAGGACUGCAGACUGGUUAUUCUGCGGAGAAUGGUGGAGCAGAGUUACGAUUUCAGGCUGAAUCCAGCUUUGCAUUCCUCGUGCAAGCUGGAUAUUGGCAAGUUUUGCGCCGAUAAGCUCGUGGGUCACAACAAAAAACAUCCGAGUAUCUUGGAAGGAGAAGUAGUAACUUGUUUGAGGGACAUGAUGGUGAAGAAACCGGCAAAACUGUCAAAUGGUUGCCUGAACCAGUUGCAAGACGUGGUAGAGCAUGCUGCCAAGGACGUCCGACAAAACCCGCAUCUCCUGAAAGUUUGCAAAGAAACGAUAAAAAUGCUGUGUGACGGAAAAGGCCCCGGUGAAGUCGAGGAGUGUUUGAAGGCGGCAUUGUUGGCUGGAGACGACGGAAGGAACGGAAUUCAGGACAGAAAGUGUAAAGAAGAGGUUGUGAAAAUCGUCGCUGCCGAGGAGACGGACGUUCACUUGGAUCCCGUUUUAUUCGGUUCUUGUGUCGGCGACUUGAAGCGAUCCUGUUCUGAUGUUCCACGAGGAGAAGGACGACAGUUGAAGUGUUUGCUGGGACUACUCAAAAGCAACGCGGACGUGCUGCAUGAGGACUGUCGUUUAAAAUUGCAAUCCCGCCAAAAACUCUUUUCGUACGCCGAACGCGAAAUUGCCAAGUCCCCCGAAACCCUGGUAGAGCUGAAGAACGUAGUGAUGCACUCACCUGCCAGCAACUUCUUCUUCCUUUUCAUCCUCGGCGUCGCAUUUUCUGUGUUUUUCGGCGGGAUCAGAAGGGUAAUUUUGAAGAUGAGAAGGUUGCUGUGUGUGCCUGGACUGGUUGCCAGGAAGGAGUUCCGAUGGAAGUCGACUUCUUCUUGGGAAUAUUGUGUGGAUCUUGUCAAGAAAGGCGAUUACGAGAAUUACCUCUGCACCUUGCUGCUGCCGGAAACCAGCCGAGCAGCGUCAUUCGCAGUCAGGGCCUUCAACAUAGAGGUCGCUCGUGUCGCAGCGCAAACGAAGGAUCAACAAAGAGCGUCAAUGAGAUUGCAAUUUUGGAAAGACACUCUGGAAAAGGUUUAUUCCGAUGGGCCUGUACCUGCUACCCCUGUUGCAGUGGAGCUGAAAAAGGCCUUGACUAAGCAAAAGCUUUCUAAGCAAUGGCUGACCAGACUCAUCAAAGCCAGAAACACUAGGGCUGGGGAUCAGCCCUUCCGCAGUGUGGCCGAAGUUGAGGAAUACGGUGAACACGUGGCGUCAUCUGUGAACUAUUUGGUGCUAGAGUCACUUGGUGAGGCCUGGAUUUUUCAGCCAAGUGUCAAGGUUGACCACGCCGCAAGUCACCUUGGAAAGUCUCAGUAUUUCGCGUCUCUAGUGAGAGGAAUCGAACCUUUGGCAAAGUCUGGUCUGGUACUAUUACCCAUGGAUCUCAUGGCCAAACACGGAGUUUCUCAAGAAGCAGUAGCUCGACUCGUAAAAGGUAAACCUGACGAAAAGGCUGCCAAGGGACUCACGGAAAUUGCCUUCGAACUCGGGUCUUUAUCGCAUCAACAUCUCCAAAAGUGCAGGGAAUUGUGCUGUGAAACGAAGCUGGAGAAGAAAGCGAUGCUGGGAUUUUUGCCUGGCGUUUGUGUGGCGCAGUAUCUGAUAAGUACGUUGGAAUCCGGAGAAAUUCGGAAAGUGUGCUCCAGAAAAUUGCCAGAUGGCAAGAAGGAGUUGCCAGAGUGGAAAGAACAUCCUGGGAACGGACUCUUCACUUACACACCCAAGUUCAACACGGGUCCGACGAGUUUCGUCCCGAUCCUCGCCUCAGGGAUUCAUUUCGGUCUAGACGCCGGGGAUCGUGUGUUGAUGCCGAUGCACUGGGGCUUGGUUCCCAGGUGGCAUAAGGCGGAGAAUUUCCGCGCUCAUGGACUAACCACCAUCAAUUGCCGCCAUGAGACGUUGUUGGACAAGCCGCUUUUUGCGAAGCCGUUGAAGGAGAAGAAGCGAGGGGUUUUCAUCUGCGAUGGUUACUACGAAUGGAAACGAAAAGACGGAAGUAAGCAGCCUUAUUUUCUUUACUUCAAGCAAGAAAACAAGGAUGUGAUCCCCGGAGACCCCGUGUGGAAGAAGAAGGUUGAGUCGGCUGGAAAUAAUACUGAUUUCGAUUGGCACGGCCCGAAGGAACUCACUGUCGCCGUGGUAUUUGACAAAUGGAUCCCGCCAAAGGCAAAUGAGGAUCAUCCGGAAAUCUACAGCUUUUCUGCCAUCACAGUGCCGUGUCACGAGUCCGUGGAAUUUGUGCAUGAUCGAAUGCCAGCCAUUCUAGAAGGGCAAGACGCCAUUGAUUUGUGGCUUGACCCGAACGUGCCUGCAGAAAAGGCGGUGAAAAGUCUGAAGGCUUGUGGAAAUUUGGCGUAUCACAAAGUUUCUCAGUUCUGCAAUAAUAUUCACAACGACUCUGUCGUCUGCGUCCGACCUUUGACGGAAUCCACCACGAGGAUCGGAAACCAGGCGACGAUAACGAACUUCUUCAAGCGGAAGGAGAAGAAGGAUGAGGAGAGUGAGAGCCCGAAGAAACCCAAGCUGGAGAUUUGAAUAAUCUUUCGAUGGUGCCCCCGGGUUUGUUUGUACCUCGUCAUGUCUCUCGAUACCAUAUCCGUCAUGAUUAUAUACUUUAAUAUAUCAAUAAAUGUUAUACACUCACGUUGUUUCAAAGCGUUGAAAAGUGUUUAAAAAUGAAGUCCCCGCAGUGCUUAAUUCUGUGCGUCGCAAACUUGGGAUUUCGGAUAGAUGUCACUCGCAAUUACAACAUGAUUUAUGAUUUCAUUCAAAGACUGAAUCUUCCCUAUAUAGCGUUUAAAGCUUUCCUCAUAUCAACGUGCCGUUUGGUAUGUUCAUUUUUAAUUGGGAAUCUGGCUUAACAGAGUUCGGAUGUUUUUGCAAUUUGAAUAUUUUUCCGUAAAAUGUCUAGAUCAGUGUUGCCCAACUCAGAUGUGGUGAAUGGCCAGAUUAAUAAUUUUUCUUGUGGCUAUAAGGGCCAGAGUGCAGAGGUGAAGAUUCCUUGAGAGCCACAAUAAUAGACCAUUUUUGAGAUGUACAAUUUUCCCCUUUUGAAGGAAAAAUUUCAAAUUUAAUACAGUGUUUUGCAUUUAAUCAAUUCAAAAUCAUAGUCCUAUAGCAUUUUUGAAGGAUGGAGCAACAUUUUAAAUACAAAUUUAAAUUCAUCUCUCCCAGUUUAAAUUUUAAAGACUGUAGUUUGUGGCUGUCCGCUUUGAAAAUUAUGGGGAAGGAGCCCUUGGGAUCGAUGGAGUCUCUGGUGGUGGCCCUGAUCUGGCCCAUGGGCCUAUGUUAUGUUGGGCAGCCACUGCAGCACUGGUCUAGGCAGAAUCAAUUCUCGUAACAUUUGCUUGUGCCUUUUUGAAUUGGAGCAUCUUGAAAAAAA
This is a messenger RNA of Notodromas monacha, 6235 nucleotides long. Lineage: Eukaryota; Metazoa; Arthropoda; Ostracoda; Podocopida; Cyprididae. The record is from the annotation of a GenBank genome assembly.